GUCAGGUCACGGCAUAAUCGGUAUCGGUCGUAGUCGCACUGAAUCCCCCAAUGAAGUUAAACGUGAAGAAGGUACGAGCCAGUGAUGACCUCAUCUGUCAUUUUCUGUCCAAUCUACAGAACCGUACCGGAGGAUACCUAUGGCCCCAAUUGACCCGCGUGCCUAUUUUCCCUCCAAUGUAGUUUCACCAUCUUUUCUCUUUCCAUUCUACUACAUAGAAAAUCGUGAACGUGAUCGUCUCCAAUUCUUAACUUGCAUACUUUUCAUUUUCAUCUAAUCGUAUUCGUAAGCAAAUGUCAAGAAGCAUGUGCAACGAAAAAGUUGUAACCCAAGCAGGACGACUUGAUGAUAUACUAAGAUUUGUUUUUGCUCUUUUGUGUACUUCCUUGUAGAUUUGUUCCUUUGGCAAAAAUCAUUAUUUUCCAGGCGUGUCAAUAUUUAGUAGAGAUGAAAGCGUCAUCUAGUCUCGGUAUCUUGUCAAUCCCCGACGACCCAAGGUUAGGCUCCUCCUUUCAGUGGCUGCGUCUGUGACAAAUCUAUCGGUCUCGGUGGGUUUAUCUGUUUUAGAAAACCUAUUGAAUAAUUGGUCCACUUCGGCUGUGAAGACCUGUCUGUGAUUUAUUCCCGAACAAAUAGCUCUCGUCCUCCUAACCGUAAUUGUCUCACCUCAUCAUGUAGCGCCCCCCCCUCUUCGAGCUGCGCCAACUAUUGCGGUUUGUAGUUCCCAUAUUAUUCGUACUUCUGGUACUACUCAAUCCAUAAGAUCUCACGAAGAUUAUUCCGUAUCAAGAUGCGCUAGUGAAAUGCUGAUUAUAAAUAUUUAUUUGUCUACUUGUACUUCCUACUUUUAAUUAUAUAAUUACGCAAUUUUCAGAAGCGAAUCAUACUGCUUCUAUUUGUGCUUGUGAACAAUGUGCUAUCUUUCCCUCUUGGUUUGAACUUGAUAGGUCAGUGUGUCGUGUGUGAUUCGUUUAUUUCGUCUCCCUCGUAGAUCUUGAUGUUAAUUCUUGUCUCUUAUAGUUGCAGUUUUGAUAGAGCAGAAUAACAACAAAAGCAGCACUCAAGCUGGACAUCACGACCUGUUCUUGACGCAAGGAGAAAGCAAGGACAGGGGCGAUCAUGUUUGCAGCUGCGGUUGGGGGUGCGACUGUGGCCGCCGCGACUGCAUCAAGAAGAUCAAGGUCGAAGGAAAGGGAAGGGAUACACUCCAUGGGAGAUCCAUACUACGAUCAGAAGAUGAUUAACCAGCAGCAGCAGUUCAAUUCUGAUUAAGGCAUACACUCAACGGGAUUAGUUCUACUUAAGAAGCUCUUUUUUCUAGUGGAUUGUUUGAUCGAUCGUCAUCAUGCAAAACAGGAAUCAAUGAGUUAUUUUACAUGGAAUCAAUAUAGAGUACUAACUCGUUGUAUAACUCUCAGUCAGAGUCAGUUGAGUCUGCUAUGCCUAUGCGUGAUGUGAGUUGUGAAGUCGACACCGAAGCGCUUGUUCCUGAAGAUGAAUCGGCUGUAGUGUUUGUCCUGAACAAAGAUGUUAGCAUGAUAUUGUUGAAGAUUUUAUAAGGUCAAGCUCUAAAUCUAUCCUGCAGGUCGAGAUCAGCAUCACUUUCAAUCGGGAACUAUGGGAGAAGCCGCGAAUAACUACGGCAACCCACCAAGUGGUGGGGCGCCCCCGGGAGCAGUCGAGGAUACUAGUCUUUCAUCCGCUGAGAACGAGCGGAGGCCUCGCCCUCCGGUCUCGCAGGCAUCAACAAUCACCAGGCGAGGAAAGAAAAAUCCUGCAUUCUACGAAUUGAGGAGAGAUAACUGCUUCACUGGUAUUUCAUCAUUCAAGUUCUUAAUGCUAGCGCUAGGUAGACUUGAAUAAUUGAAAUCGAUGCGUUCUUUCACGACCUCCUUUGCCUUUGCCUUUCAAUGCUCAAGGUCAAGUCCUGAAUCAAUUUGUCACUGACGGACCUUCUUUUUCUUUUUCUUCGCCUUUUCAUACAUCCAAAUCUCCACCUCGCAUGAUCCUGAUUCAAAUUACAACUUCACUCUUAACAGAUAUUGCUAUGGCGCAGUGGUUCGAGAAUACGGCACUUUUUGUGAUCGUGUUGAACGCUCUGUGGAUAGGUGUAGAGGUCGACUUGAACUCAGGGGACGACAGCAAUAAAGACGUUUUCAUCGCUGUCGAGAACAUAUUCUGCGUACUUUUUACCGCAGAAAUCGUUAUCCGUCUGCUCUCCUACAAGAAGCCUCUUUUUUUUUGCACCGACAAAGAGCUGCGGUUUUGGAACAUCUUCGACAUGGUUCUGGUACUCUCGUCUUAUAGACAGUGUAAGUGUAAGUAUACUACUUUGAUGAGCGGUGCUUCUGUGUGCUUUCGGUAUCAGUUACACAGAUGGCCGCCCUUCCUUAGUUUGUACUUAGACGACAAACACGGUCAAGUUAGAUUGUGAUGGAUGAAGGUUCACAAUGAUUUCUUGCGAUCAAUCAUUUUUAUCUGAUAAUAUCAUUAUCAAGUGUUCUAAAUCCGAUUGAAUUCUACAUUAUGGGUGUAGGGAAUUCAUCUCGUCCAAAGUCAUCUGAAAGAAAAAGACAAGUGAAAAAAGGGAGCCAGAUGAAUCCCCAAUCGCUCUAACUACAACUACAUCACGGCUCCCCUGCGCCUGCUGUCAGGUCCUGUUGAUGGUGAUUGAGAACUGGAUUCUCUCGUGGGCGCUAGAAGACGAGGACGGCGCGAUGAGUUCCCUGUCUGCCCUCCGUUUGUUAAGGCUUCUCCGAAUCUCUCGUAUUUUUCGCAUGGUUCCGGAGUUGGGGAUGAUGGUCAAGUCUAUGGCGGCUGCUGCUAGGUAAAUAAUCACAAUCUCACUAGAGGAAUCGUUUUGAAGCUAAUUUUACUAGCACUAUAAUGCAGGAGACUUCUCAAAUCUAAAUCAAUGUAUGAUCAUAUUAGUACUGUCACUCAUAUAGUCAAAUCAACUACCCAGUCCCAUUUUUCCACGAGCUACUCAGAAUUGUAUACCAAAAAACUCAAACAUCAUUAUACGACCCCACUAUGACGACCAGGUCAGUGUCGUCAACAAUGGUUCUCGCGGUCGGUCUCAUGUACGUUUUCGCGGUUCUUUUCACUCAGUGGGGUAAGAAUAAAGAACACUUUAAUGGAAAGUGCGAUCCAGAUCUUGAUCCAGACGACUGUGAUGGCGUCAAUUAUUUCGGAAGUUUAGGCUGGAGUUUCAUGUCGUUGAUGCAGAUUUUAGUACUACUGCUUAUACAUUAUGAUUUGCUUUGUCUUUGAUUCGGUAUCGCUGCGGCAAAAAGCUAUUUACCGAUUAUAAUAGGAUGCAGAUGCACACGAUGUCGAUGGUGUUACAGAUACCACUUAGUAUCUAAUUUUUGAAGUUGAAGCUAACUCCUACUAGAUUAUAUGUGGAACGAACAACAUCGUGACUCGGAAGGUCCGAUGAAAAUACACAAGAAUUAUUAACAUCAUAUCAUCCAUAAAAAGGUGUACGACGACACUUUUGCGCUCAUUCGAAAAACCUAUAUCGCAAAUCCAUUGAUGGGGCUGCUGCUGAUUCUCUUCAUCCUAGUUGGUACGUAUCGGUUUGAUUUGGCUAGCGUAACUCACAAAGCUUUUGCUGUACAUCAGUACUGCAGAGUUGCAAAUCGCAUAGAGAGAAUUGUCGUCUAUGAUCAAUGACCCUACUCUAGCCCACAGGAGUUAUCCUACUUCUUCGUCGACGUAAAAUUCAAUAACAACUACAAUCUAAAUCUUCAAAAUCAUCACGAAUAAGCCACUUCGCACGCCUCACGACUCACAAUCUAAAUCAUCACUUCUCACGACUUCUAGGUGCUUUCACCGUUCUGAAUAUGCUUAUCGGUGUCAUUUGUGAGAUCGUGAGCACCACAAAAGCUGAGGAGGAAGAAAAGCUUUUGAUGUCAAAGGUCGAAGACCUCUUUGCCCAGAUGGACGCGGAUGAAAGUGGAACUAUUAGUAGAGACGAAUUUGAAGCGAAAACGGUAUCUAUUUCUUUUUGUAAAUGAGCAUGCAGCUCUCACUGCCAUUUAUAUUGAAAAUGGAUUGGAAUCAGAGGAUCGCUUUUCAUCGAACAACUCCUGUAGUGAUUGUUUACUGCAUGCGUUCAACUUCAAUGGCAUCCAGGAUGAUCUUGACCAUCAAUUUCCUUCCACCGAAAGAAAACACAAAACAGCAACUGCUCGAGAAACUGGGCUUGGAUCACAGCACGAUCCGCCUGGCGUUCGAGCUGAUUGACGACGAUCGAUCGGGAACCCUUGAGAUGCAGGAGUUUAUCCAUAUGGUCUUCAGGCUGUUGCAUCCACCAGCAGCUCAGGAUCUCUUAGUUGUAAAACGAAAUCUAGCAAAGCUCUGCGACAGUCUCGGAUGCGAUGUCUUUGACGCGCCCCCACCGAUGAAAGCUAGCAAGGCCGCAAAAGCUGCUGCGUACUAUAAAUAUAUAAUUGAUCUGCUUAAGAAAAUAUUGUUGUUUGAGGAUGUCAAACAUGUUAGUAUGAACUAACGCGAAUCAAAAAUGUCAUUGGUGAUGAGUCAUAAUGUCUUUAUCCACCUUUCCUAAUCCUAAAAAAUUUCGGUUUGCAUUAAUAGCAUCCAUCCUUUCUCAGACUCAACUCACACUUAUGUCACCACCAAUGAACAGGCGAGAGCGAGAGGCACAAGCCACAAGAGAGGAAGGCGGCAAAGGCGGAUCCAAUAAUUUUGUGAAGAAGUUAAGGGUUUCCCGCGUUACAUCCUUCUCUAGCGUCCCUGGCUCUUUUUUCAGUAGAAAAGAAGUCAGGGAUGUUCAUCUGAGGAAUGUAAUUUCGUAACCUCUAAAGGAGUCAAAGACUUUUAGUAACGUGGACGGAAGCGUGGCCCAGUAUAGUAUUGAACACGUCGAAGGAGCGAUUCGAUCAGCAGUAAGCACUGCAGUAAAGGAAGAGCUCGCGAAUGGUGGAACACCUAUGGCGGGAAGCUACAGUGCGCCGAAUGCGCUAAGAACAACGGUAGUAAAAGUAAGGUUAUUUCGGUUUUGUUGAAAUUGAAUUUCAGGCAUCUUUUUGUUCCUGUCUACCAUCAUGAAUGAUCUAUCCUCAGAGGUAUGUUGUAUCAUGAUCAUCGUUUGUUCCUUCGCAUAAAAAAACUAAUAUAUUUAUAAGAUAGUUCCUUCUUGUUUUUUCGUCAAAAUCAAAAAUUCCAACAUUGAAUCCACCUUUGUCCAACAUCCUCAUCCUCUUAGCUCGAUUCCUUCGAUAGUUGCGUGGGAGGACCAUCGGAGGUCGACGAUAUGCGCCGCGAUCUGAGAAAGCUUGGCGACACGGUCGGUCGUGUGGAGAUGGUUUUGACCAGUCUGCGAGACAAAUUGCAGGUCAAACGGCGAUCUUCGCAGCCGAGGCCCUCAGCGCUCACUGAUGGGACCGAUCCAAGUCGUGUGUAG
Messenger RNA from Amoebophrya sp. A25, 5431 nucleotides. Lineage: Eukaryota; Dinophyceae; Syndiniales; Amoebophryaceae. The record is from the annotation of a GenBank genome assembly.